Sipha flava (yellow sugarcane aphid) is the source of this 3262-nucleotide messenger RNA. RefSeq names its product protein split ends-like. The coding region runs from base 604 to 2091 and encodes 495 amino acids. The record is from RefSeq and is a predicted model, not a curated record. Gene Ontology annotation, molecular function: protein binding. Lineage: Eukaryota; Metazoa; Arthropoda; Insecta; Hemiptera; Aphididae. The transcript has 4 exons. Gene Ontology annotation, cellular component: PRC1 complex.
GCGUGUCGCUACUGCCGCCGCGGCCGCCUCUGCUCGUGUCUGCCGGCGCGCGCGUCGUCAAUGGUCAAACGUCCUUGCCGCGCUCCAGUUCGUCCGCGACCUGACGUGCACGCAGUCAGUCGCACACGUUCGUCGCGUGUUCGUCCGUUGUUUUUUCAUUAUUAUUAUUUUUUUUUUUUUUGUUUUUUUUUCGCAUUUUUCUUUGCAUCGUUUAAAUUAUUAUCAAUUAUUUUUUUCCGAAAUCUAUGCUUUUACGUUUGUCGCAUUCGAUUGCAGUACUCGUACCCGUACCGACGUCGUCGUAGCCGGCUGUGCGUUUCGAAAGUUGUUCUGUUUCGGUUUUCGUCGUUUUUCCGUCUCGUCGUCGUCUUCGACGCUUACUACCGCAGUACCGUCGUGGUUACCGCUACCAUCAUACCACCGAGCAUCGUGGGCCUACGUUACCGGAAACAGAUACUUCGAUCUUUACGAUUCGGUCAAGUUUUCUCUCGCGAUCGGUUGACACACGCUAAAUAAGCGAACGGAUUAUACGUCGUUUUUUUUUUUCCGUUUUGUUUUGUUUUUUCGAUCAAGUGUACCGAGGAUUAUCAUGUCGCUUGUAACAUGAUGCGGGAUUUGGACGCAUCUAGCCCUGUCGUUUGGCCUCCAUGGUGUUAUUCCGUGGACAUCAAAAGAGACAUCGACUUGUUUGGUUUGUCCAAGAGCCGACGUUCGGGGGUCGGUAUGCAGAUCGAACACUCGGUGAAUAACAACACGACCAGCGCCAACAACAACAACAAUAACAAUAACAAAGUGGCGACCGCAGCUGACGUAAAAACGGAACGUCUGAGCCCGGUGCAGGCGGCUGGCGGUGGUGGAGACUCUGCGUCGUCACGUAGCGGUACGCCGUCCUCGUCGUGCUACCCGGGCACACCACCCAGCAUAGCGGCAACCGGGGACCACGUGGCCAGUCCCGCGCCUAACCGCAACUGCAGUGACCUCAUCCGAAGUUUGGCCGCGAAGUAUCAGAACGCCAACCCUAGCGAAUACAUAAUGCCUUCGCGUAAUGGCCUGAAUCUGGGAAUGCUGUCAGCCGCGACGACGUCGACAAAACCCGAGCACGAAGGCGGCGGCGGUGGCAGUCUGUUGAGCCCCGGGUUUCCGUUCAUGGCGCCCACUAUACCGGGCACUAACGUUCCCAUGUUCCCGCCGAUGAUGGACAUGUCGUCUACGCAGGCGCUGCUGUCCAUGGUCCGGUCGUCACAGUUCGACGCGUUCAUGAGCGGGAAAACCGGCACGAAGCGGCCGUGUUCCACGUCGUCGUCAUCGUCCAACCCGCAGCACCCGCCACACAGCAGUGGCAGCGGCGCGUCCGUGGCUGAGCAGAACCCGCUCGACCUGUCAUCAUCGUCGAGCUUGUGCAAAAAACCGCGCAAGGGGGUGCCGCCGACGGUCAGUCACUGGGAAGGCGCAGCUGCGGCGGCCGCUGCAGCCGCUGCCGCGGCCGGCUCGUUCGCCGAAACGUUCCUCAACAUGCCAGCGUUCGGCAUGGCGUUGCAGAAGUCGCGGGAAAAAAUUACUAACGGUGGUGGCAACGGUAAGAGGAUGGGCAGCGUCUCCCCUAAACCGGCCAAGACCUCGUCCAGGCAACUGUCGUGCCAUCAGGUGGCCGCCAGUCGGUCACUGGCCUGUGCGUCGUCCUGCGCCGCGGCUUCGGUGGCCACUGCGACCACGUCCUCGUCCGACCGGCAGACCUGUCCGAACGCGGCCGAAAAGUCGACCGUGACCACGUGGACGGUAGAUGAUGUGUGCGAUUUCGUCGGUACCAUCGACUUGUGCGCCGAGUAUUCGCAGUGUUUCCGGGAACAGUCUAUCGACGGGACCGCGUUGCCGCUACUCAGCGAGGAACACCUGACGGGCACCAUGAACAUGAAACUGGGACCGGCGCUCAAGUUCCGCGCCGUCUUGGCUCAGAAACUGGGCAACUGCGCCGUGUGCAUGCACUGCGCGCACUGUCAUGGCGCGCAGUCGCACGGAAGUGCUGCCGCCAUCACUUCCGCGGCUCCGCGCACCAGUCCCGGCCCCGGCAGCUCGUCGUCCGUACAGUCCUGAUCGCGCCCCGGUACGCGCCCUUAAACCGUCCGUCCACUAACUUUACUAAUCACCAGUAUUUCCGACCGGUUCGACGAGAACGCGUUGGUCGGUUCGACGAGAUUCCAAACGCCGAACCAAUAUAUCAGCUGUUCGUGUCGCGCACGGAUUUAUAUAAGAACUAGAUGACCGAUCUCGCAUGUAUUCGUAGUGAAUAACUUGGGCCCGACAGCAUUGUUAUAUGUGCGCUUCGUAAAACGCCGACGUUUCAAAAAUAUCCGGUUUGACGUCAGGUCGUCGGGUGUAAAAAUUAUUACGAUUUAUAAACAUUGCAGACAAAUCGCACUGCUGGGCAUCGUAAUAGUCGGUAUAAGCCUUUAUUAGCAUUAGCCUUUCGUUUCUAAAAAAAAAAAAAAAUCGGCUUCCUUAUUUUUUUUUUUAUGAUGUGCCCCCCCCCCACCAUUAAAUCAAUGUGAAUUUAUUAUGAUUCUGUAAGGUGUAGGAAUCAUCAAAAUCGUUAAAAUUAUUGGGAAUUUUUUUUCACUAAAAUUAAAUCGUUGUACGCACAUUUCUCACGCCCCUCCUCUCAUCAAACGGUCUUCUAGUGGAAUCGCGGUACAUAGUUUAAGAAUUAGCUACAACUAGUUAUUAUAUAAAUCUGCGGUGACGUUCGAAGAAGAAAAAUCUCAAUCUUGGCGAAAAAGAAAAAUUAAGAUUUUUUGUUUAAUUACGUGCUAUCCACGAGACCCAUUAAUUUUAUUUUAUUAUAUUAUUAAAAAAACGGUAUAUUCCAAAAGUCAUUACGAUUUCGCCUAGGUUUUCCUGAAUUUAUUAUUCGUUCUCGCAUUGGAUUAAUCAGUAUUGUUAUAUGUCUUAAGAUACAUUAUUAUUAUUGUUUGUACGACAGGAGAGCUUCUCUAAAGGUUGUUCUUUUUCUCGCGCUAUUGUUAUUAUUUUUACUAUUAUUUAUUAUUACUUGAAUAAUCUAUAACGUUUUACGUCUAUACAUUGUACUAUAUGAUAAUAUUUUUAAUAUAAAUAUAUUAUGGUUUAUUUUUGUGUAGUUCGACGUUUAUUGUAUAAUGUAUAAAGUGAUUUUCUUUGUUAAUUAUUAUUAUAUAUUUGAAAAAAUAUUUUACGAAAUUAUUAUGUUACGGAUUCUUCAUGAUCGGAUACAAUUUUUAAACUCUAU